Molecule: messenger RNA, 4104 nt
Organism: Misgurnus anguillicaudatus (oriental weatherfish)
Lineage: Eukaryota; Metazoa; Chordata; Actinopteri; Cypriniformes; Cobitidae
Source: RefSeq, a predicted model, not a curated record
AAUAAUCACGAAGUUUUUAAUUUGUAAAGACGCUCAGCGGAAUGGAGCGUAAGGUUGUUUGUUUUGUUUACUUUCACGUAGACGUUUGUGUUUAAAACUUCUAAAAUCAGGCCUUAAGACCUCAUCUCGUUGUUUGUAUAUCAUGGAAACGUCCACGAGAGGAAUGGCCAAACGCAGGCAUCUGGGAGCAUCAGAUUGUAAUGAUCUGGCCCAAAGCAGCUCAGGGAACCAGUCUCUUACACAGCCAUUUACUGCUUAUCGCAACAACCGAAGUCCCAACUUUAAGCUUCAACCCAGGACACCCACCAAAAAAAGAAGACAAGCUGCAGAGAGUGUGGGACAACAAAAAGGCAUCACAGACUUCUUCUCAGUUACUGGAGUCAUCAGCAGCAGCCCCCAAAAAAAUAACACAACUCCAGUGAAAGAGGAAGAGGAACUCGCUACACCUCUCAUGCCAGAAGGUGAACUCAAUGCACCUCUUGUCCCAAAAGAGGAAAAUGUUACACAGGACUUCAUGGAAGGCAUCACAGAAGACAUGUUCGAUGAUGACAUGUUUGAUGAGGACUUCAGCGGGGUCUCCGUCAAAAAAGAGCAGGACUGUGUGAAAAAAGACGUGGAUGAAGAGUAUCCUGUAGAAUGUCUCCCUGAUGCCCACUACGGGUUGCUGGGAGUGCAGGGUGGGCAUGCUGUGCCCGAGGGUCACAUCCAGGACCUGCCCGAUGAAAUCUUGAGGAUGUUGUUUGCUCAUCUCCCUGCAGCUGAUCUUUAUCAACAUAUUAGCCUGGUGUGCCAGCGCUGGAGAACGCUUGUUGUGGAUCCACAGUUUCUUCCAUGGAAGAAGCUGUACUACAGAUACCGUAAGCGGGAAACUGAGGCAGUGAAAGAAGUGAGGUCUAUCCUGAUUGACUGUCACAUUAUUAAAAAAGAUGACCUGUGUCUUCUCAACAUGGUGAGGUACAUGUCUCAGUUUAAACACAGCAAGCGAGUGAAUGUAAAUGAUGUGUUGGAUUGUGUGAAAAGACAUCGGCUGUAUGCUCAGGCUGAGGCCUGCAUCAAACACAGACUGGCAGACAUGGCAGACCACAAGGGUCCAAAUCCUUGGUCUGCCAUGGCACUGAUGCUGAUACUCGCUGAUGGAGUUAAAGAUGUCCUGGAUUUGGUGGUUCUGCUGAGGAAGUCUGGAUCUCUUCUGACAACAGGUGGAAUCUCUGAGUAUCUGUGGGCUGUGGCGACUCUGCUGCUGGCCAUGAGAGAGACCAAUAUUAACAUAAGCAACAGGUGGCACUACAACAUCUUUUAUGUGCUCCAUUUAAUGGAGAAUACACCCCCAAAGUUGAGCCAGCAAGGCAUCAGACAGCUUCAUAUUACACAUGAGCAGCAACAGAUACUCAAUCACGAUAUCCAGAGAGACCAUGUUGUGAAAAUAAUGGCUUUUGCAGGCACUGGAAAGACUACUACACUGGUGAAGUACGCUGAGCAGAGGCCACACUUGCGCUUCCUCUAUCUCGCCUUCAACAAAUCUGUAGCAGUGCAAGCACGAAAGUCGUUUCCACGUAACGUGGAAUGCAGUACGGUCCAUUCAAUGGCCUUCAAAGCUGUGGGACUGAGGUAUAGGAGGAAACUCUCCAGUAAUUUGCAACCCUUUGAGGUGGCAUGGGUCUUGCCUGAGAAACACGGUGGAUUUGUCAAUGCUAAAGUGGUGACGCAAACCUUAAACAGUUUCUGGGCAUCCAUAGACCAGCGCGUCGGACCCCAGCACACUCCAUGGGAGUACAAGAACAAUCGAGGCCAAAUGGUGCGCCCGGAUGAACAUCAGAGAAUGGUAUUUGCAAAUAUUGCACAGAAAUUAUGGGACAAAAUGCUUGAGUUGGAGCGCAAAAAAGAGAGGGCCUAUAACAUGACCCAUGAUGGUUACCUCAAACUGUGGCAUCUGACCCGACCAGAGCUGGAAUGUUAUGAUGUCAUAUUUGUUGAUGAAGCUCAGGACUGCACGCCAGCUAUCAUGGACAUCAUGCUCUCCCAGAAGUGUGGAAAAAUCCUGGUUGGAGAUCCUCAUCAACAGAUUUACACUUUCAGAGGGGCGAUCAAUGCCAUGCACACUGUUCCUCACACACACAUCUACUAUCUCACACAGAGCUUCAGGUUUGGCUCUGAGAUCGCUUAUGUUGGUGCUACAAUAUUGGAGAGCUGUAAAAAAGUGAAGCAGAUAUUGGUUGGUGGGAGUCAAGAUGGAAGCGUGAAAGGAGAGGACACACAAAUGCUGGAUCUUAUGAAACAAGGACAGAAGCUGUCACAUGAUGGCAGCGUGGCCUUUCUGAGUCGCUGUAAUGUGACUGUGUUUAGUGAAGCUGUCCGACUCACAGACGUAAACCCAGACUGCAAGAUUCACAUUGUUGGAGGUGUUGAAAACUUUGGACUGGACAAAAUCCUGGAUAUCUGGAUCCUGUUGCAACCAGAGGAUAAACGCAAAAACGAGAACCUCACAAUUAAAGAUUACUUCAUCCGGAGUUUCUGCCGAGACAAGAUGGGCGGAUACAGAGGCUUGAAGGGAUACGCUGUGGCCUCAGAAGACCGUGAAUUGGAGGCUAAGCUAUCUGUGGUGGAAAAAUACAACAACCGCAUUCCAGAGCUGGUACAGCGGAUCUACGAAUGUGCUCAGAAAAACCCUCAGUCUGCAGAUUAUAUUCUUGGUACUGUACACAAGUCUAAAGGCCUGGAGUUUGACAUUGUGGUUGUGACGGACGACUUCACGAAGGUUCCCUGUUCUCGACACAACCUGCAGAGAGUGGUUGGUUUCAGCACAGCAAAUGUCCCAGAUGAUGAGUGGAACCUGUUAUACGUGGCCGUCACACGAGCCAAGAGAGCUCUUUACAUCACUAAGACCAUCAGCAAUAUCCUAACAUUUACUGGGGAGUAUUUGCUGAGGUCACAGUUGACCAGUUCUUUGCUAAGUACAGAUCCAUCUCCUGUCUGCUCUAUUGAAGACUGCGAUAACCACAUCACAGCAGACUCAGCGCUCAGCAUGUGUAAACUCCCCAUCAGAUAUAUGGACAGUGUGGAUGAAGGCGGUGUUCUGUGUUUGACGUGUGUAGAGCAGCGUGUUGGACCUGUCGCCUUCCUUCUCUCCCCUCCUGAAGUGGUCAAGUCCAUGAGUUAUACUAAUGAAAGACUCGAUCUGCCUAUCAACGUCGCUAUGCUGUUAGCUCUGCUUUAACAGCAUGUCCAUGCGGACGCAUACUCUGAACCUUUGCGUGGUCAUUUCUUGUUUGUCUUUUUGAAGUGCCUUAUCCAAAUAGCCUUAUUCUUCAAGUUUUCAUUGGCACAUGCUUAAAAUCGGGACUGAAAUUUGUAUUUUUAAGUAUUUCUAAAUACUUCUAAACAUUGCAAACCAUCUCAAGAUCUUUUUCGCUUUGUGUUUGACUCUCCUACUUGAAUCGCAUUAAACAGUGACAUCACUGUUUUAGUUGUGGAGUUAGUCAGUUGGCAGCUUGUUUAAGAUUUUCAGGCCAAAUCUGAUGGUCUGAAAUGGGGCCUAGGCCUCAAUACGCAGUGUUGCAAACAGCACAUUAGCACAAUCAUUUUUGCUAUCACUAAGUCACGGUCAAAUUCUAAUUCAUGAUUAUAAUAUUACUGUUGUGUUAGACGUAAAAACGUUUUGGGAGAUUUACAUAAAGAUGGAUGGGAUAAUGUGAUUGUACUAACUUAGGUUUUGCACUUUUAUACUGUGUAUAUUUCCAUUAUUGGUGGUCUAAUUUUUUUAGCAUUUAUUGUGAAAAAAAGUCUGGUAAUUUUUUAUUUGAUCAGAAUUGUUUUGUUUGGCAAAUAAUUGUCUAAAGCAAAAGCGUUUUUAUUUAAUAUUUUUAUCACAUAUUGUGUUUGUUUCAAAAUACAUUUUCCUAUCCAAAGCAAUCCGUUGUUUGAGAAUUCAUGAGUGUAUAUAUGUCACAUCACUAACUUGUAGAUAAAUAUGGAUCUGCGCAUCUGUUGUUGUCUCAGCAAAAUAGGGUGUGUGUGUGUGUUUUAUUUUUAUCUUAUAAAGCGUUUCAUUCUGUCAUCUACUGACAACCUUUCUGCCAAAUUCUUAAUAAAAAUAUUUUGUUUGCA